This is a messenger RNA of Solenopsis invicta (red fire ant), 846 nucleotides long. RefSeq names its product ER membrane protein complex subunit 8/9 homolog (gene EMC8-9). Bases 16 to 675 code for a protein of 219 amino acids. The record is from RefSeq and is a predicted model, not a curated record. The transcript is spliced from 6 exons. Gene Ontology annotation, cellular component: EMC complex. Lineage: Eukaryota; Metazoa; Arthropoda; Insecta; Hymenoptera; Formicidae.
AACUAAAUAGUAUAUAUGUCGAUAAGAUCUGCUUGCGUUUACAGUGCACCUUUGACGAUGACGAAUGUUUUCUUUUCGACCCGCGCGUACUGCAAAAUCAUUUUACACGCUGCCAAGUACCCGCAUUGUGCAAUAAACGGCCUGCUGCUUGGCAAACAAAAGAAUAAGGACGGCAAGGCCGAUCUAUACAUCGAGGAUGCGAUACCUUUAUUCCAUAUAUGCCUACACGUUUCCCCAAUGGCGGAAAUAGCACUUACUUUGGUGGACCAGUUAGCUGCAAGCAAAGGCCUUAUACUAGCGGGUUACUAUCUGGCCAAUGAGAACAUAAAUGACUUAAGUACAGAUAGACCAGCCCAUAGAAUAGCAGACAAAAUUGCGGACAAUUUUAAUAAUGCGUUGCUGGUAGUGGUGGAUAAUCGAGAAGUGACUCUAAGUAUGGGAUCAAGUCCAUUGAGAAUUUCACAAUCUGUAGAGGGAAAAUGGAAACCAAAGGACAUUGCAAAUAUAAUUUACGAGGACAACAUUGCACAUACAGAUGCAAUGUAUUCUUUACUGAAGGCAGAGGAGUAUAGGAAUCUGAUCGACUUUGACAACCAUCUCGAUAACAUCGCUCUCGAUUGGCAGAAUCAGAAAUUGAAUAAAAUAAUUGACGAGGCUGUCGACAAACACACAUAAAAGAUGACAAUGCAAUACAUUCCACACACACAUAUAUAUACACACAGAUCAUACAAAAAUUGUUUUAUUUAUACGUUAUGUUGCACUCUAUCUAUAUUUCAUUCACUAUAUGCGAAGUAACAAAUGUACAUACGCUAUAGAAUUUAUAAAUGAAUAUCACUUGUUUUUAAA